UUCAUCAACUGGAGAUGAAGCAGCCAGAUUGGUGCAAGCAUUGGAGAUGACCCCGCAAAACUAUGAAGAAGCACUGCAAAUUCUAAGACUUCGGUACGACAACAAACGUUUUAUAUUUCAAUCCCACAUUGAGAAGAUAUUCUCAAUUAAGCAGUCGUCCAAUCCCACUGUCCAUGAAGUGCGCGAUUUCAUCGACUCUGCAAACGCCAAUUUAAGAGCACUGCUAUCAAUUGCCUCAAAAGAUCAAAUUUCGAAUGGAAUUUUAUUGCAUAUGAUGGUGUCCAAACUUGAUGCAGACACUCAGGCAAAAUGGGAAGAAGAAAUUUUCACCAAUUGGGACAAUGGCGAAAUAUCAGAAGAACUUGAACUUCCAGAAUUAAAAGAUCUUGCUUCGUUCCUCGAGAGGAAAUGUAAGAGUUUGGAUUUAAUUGGAAGCAGCAUAACAAAACAACAAUCACCGUACGCACGAAAUCAAAAUCGUAAUACAUCAUUUCCAUCAAAAAAGCGAGCAGCCUCUUCUUUUCUCGCCUCAAAUUCGUCGAACCAUUGUUGUUUUUGUAAGACAUCCCCCACUCACAACCCAUUCCACUGCCGUAAGUUUAUUGAAAUGAAUGAACUAGAAAGAUUUCGUACGGUAAAAAACCUUAAGCUGUGCUUAAAUUGUCUUGGAGCUAACCAUAUCGCCGCCAAUUGUCCGUCUACGAACAGAUGUCAACAUUGUAACACCUCACACCACACGUUAUUGCACAAAUCAAAUAAUCCAUCACCUACUGCCAAACCACCAGCACUAUCGCCACCACAGCCUCUGUCGUCGCCUGCUCACCCGCAACCAUCAAAUACAGCAAACAGUGUAGAGUUCACGCAGCCAACUUCGCUUCACGCCUCAGAAGAAGAUAGUACCGUUAUACUCGGAACAGCACGGGUAGAGUUGACGUCAUCAAAAGGUAGAUCAAUAGUAGCACGCGCCCUGUUAGAUUCAGGGUCACAAUUACAUUUUGUCACAGAACAUAUUGCACAAUACUUACGAGUACCUCGCAAAAAGAUAAUAAUGGAAGUACGAGGAAUAGGAGAGGGAGAAACUAGAGUUUUUGGCAACAGUGUUUUUGUUAUUAAGUCGCUCAACUCCAACUUUUCACCAACCAUCAACGCCACCAUAAUUCCAUCGAUAACGUCGUACCAACCGCAGACGACACUGGACAUUAAAAGUUGGAUUAUUCCAGGUAAUAUAAAGUUGGCCGUUAACUCAUUUAAUUUGCCAGGGCCUAUAGACUUGCUCAUUGGGGCUGAGUUAUUUUUCGACUUGUUACUCGUAGGACAAAUCAAAUCUGACAACAAACCAACACUACAAAAAACAAAGCUAGGCUGGAUUGUGGCUGGCCCUUUGUACAAAAAACAACAACAAUUCAUCGCAAGCACUGAAUCAGUUGUGCAUUCUUCUUUGCUCUCUACUUCUUUAAAACCAAAUUCACUACGUUCAGAUGACAACAUAGCAACACAAGUUCCACCAUCCACAAAGAUCACGUCACAACAAAGAUCAGCUGACUCAUUUUCAUUUGUUUGUUUUAAUGUUUCUUCACAGCCAACGUACAACUGCUUGCAGAUGAAAGAGGAAUCGAUGUUAGACACAAUUUUGGAGCGAUUUUGGAAAAUCGAAGAAUGCCCCCAAUCAUAUCAACAAAGCCUAACAGACGAAGAGGAGGAAUGCGAACGACUAUUUAAAAAAACUACAUCCAGGUGUCCAAAAAGUAACAAAUUCAUUGUGCGAUUGCCAUUCAAGGUAAGCAAACCAGCACUGGGUGCAUCUUUUGGAAUAUCACAGCGUCGUUUAUUUGCCGUAGAAAAGAAAUUGCAAAGCAACGCAGACUUGCAAAGCGAAUACGGAAAUUUUAUUCGUGAGUAUAUAAAUCUGCAACACAUGGAAGAAACCUUCCCCACCGGUGAUGUUACUUUCAAUUAUAUCCCACAUCAUUGUGUAACCAAACCGGACAGUUCGACAACAAGACUACGAGUUGUUUUUGAUGCGUCUUGUCGAACUGCUAAUGGAGUGUCACUCAAUAACAUUUUAAGAGUAGGACCCACUUUGCAAGAGGACAUAUUUGCCAUUUUGACUAGAUUCCGCUUUCAUAAAUUUGCGCUGGUUGCUGAUAUCACCAAAAUGUAUCGGCAGGUGCUGGUGGAUGAGAGGGAUUGUCUAUGGCAAUGUAUUCUAUGGAGAAAUUCUCCCAAUGAUCCCUUAUCGUCAUAUAAAUUAAAAACAUUAACAUACGGCACAAGCUGUGCGCCAUAUUUGGCAGUUAAAUGCCUUCAAGAACUGGCUAAACAAGAAUCAUCGAACUUCCCUGUUGGGUCAAAGGUUACCCUUCGAGAUUUUUACGUGGACAAUCUUAUGACAGGUGGGAACACGAUUGAGGAGGCAAUCAACAUAAAACAAGAGGUAUCGGCCUUGUUGCAAAAGGGUGGCUUUUUCCUUCGAAAAUUUGCUGCAAAUAAUGAGAAAAUCAUAUCAGAUGUUCGAGAAGAGGAUCGGGAAGAAAUUGUCAAGGUAGACGACACACAAUUUGUUAAGACGCUAGGUCUUAGAUGGUCACCACAUGAGGAGUUUUCAGUUACUCAUACUAUAACACUGAUGGUAUUGGAAAACGAGUUACAAAACGAGUUAUUUUGUCAGAUAUGGCCAAAUUAUUUGACCCUUUAGGGCUUGUGAAUC
Messenger RNA from Stomoxys calcitrans (stable fly), 2707 nucleotides. RefSeq lists its product as uncharacterized. The record is from RefSeq and is a predicted model, not a curated record. The transcript is spliced from 2 exons. The coding region runs from base 47 to 2695 and encodes 882 amino acids. Lineage: Eukaryota; Metazoa; Arthropoda; Insecta; Diptera; Muscidae.